Molecule: messenger RNA, 644 nt
Organism: Caenorhabditis elegans
Lineage: Eukaryota; Metazoa; Nematoda; Chromadorea; Rhabditida; Rhabditidae
Gene: K04C2.8
Source: RefSeq, marked reviewed
AUUGUAUCAAUUCAUUUCUUUUAACUCUCUAAUAAAGAUCAUGGGAUUCAAAAAGGAUGUGCAAUUUCUUGGCAAUCUGCCGGUUUCUGAAAAAUUGAUAAUAUCCUCCGGACCGAUAAUCGUUUAUACUACACACGGCUGUAAGAUUAAUAACUUUCGUGAUAAAUUUGAGAUAAUGCAUGGGUGGUCUCCACUAUUGUUAUCAACUGCGAAAUGUUUUACUAGACUCAUCAUCAGUAAUAUGCAAGAACCAGUAUGUGCUCCGAUUAUUUGGAAAUUGACCGUAAACGUGGGUGUGGAUGUUCAACUAUUCACUCAUUCUUCGACAGAUCCAAUAAUCCGAUUCAUUGAAAAUUGCACCGUAAACGACAGAAAAAUUUCGUCUGAAGAAAUUCCCGAUUUUUCCACUGCUGCGGCGAAUAUUUUCUUGGCGGAUAUGAAGAGCUUCUCUGAGACUGUUGAUUUGAGAAUUAACACUGAUACAACGAUCUUCAAUGAGAAAAUUGAUAUGAUUGUUCUGAAACAUGGUGCAUCGAUUACAAUCAAUAGAAUUGCUCAGACAUCUGGUGGUUCCACCUCGCCACCUACAUUCGAUUAAUUUUUAAGUGUUCUCCCAGAAAUCAGGAAAUAAAGUCUUGACGUUU